AGUGUGGUAUACACGGUAAGCCUUUGACCCGCGCAAAUUGUACGCAUGAUCAGUAGCCUUGUCAACAAGAAUAGCUUCAAAAUGGCCGACGCCGGACCCGUUGACUGCGAGUGGAAACAGCGGCCGAAAUCCCAUUUUAAAACGAAAAUCCCCCAUAUUGAAGUUGUAGCAGAUGCUUUAUUUUCAAGAAACGUCGUGAAAGAACGUCUAGGUUCAAAUCAAGCUAUGCAAAAAAACACAAAAAAGAGUGCUUCAGCUAGUCGACAUCUUCCAAGCCCACCUGUAGCCUCAAAGAGGUCUUCUGAACAGACUAGGAAUGUCUGCCAAACUGAAUCAAGAGAUCAACAACAGGCUCUUGCUGUUUCAUCUUCCACAACCAUGAGACCAGGAUCUACCCUCUCCAUCUAUUCACCUCUACCUGGCAUUGGACAGUCAGGACAUGAAACAGAAAUAACAGCAGGUAUUCUGGACUUGGGAUUAAAUGAAAGAGAUUUUGCAAGAAAUAGUCCAUUUUCAGAUUCAGGAGUAACACAUCCUACUAGAUCUCCUGAAAGUGACAGACAUACAUGUACUUCUGGUGAGGCAGUGUUGCCUGAUGCACAAAUGAAGCGUUCAUUAUCGCAGUCCUCUGGAAUGGCUAACACAAACAAGAUAUCACGAAGAGAGAUGAGAAGCCAACAAUUUGCUAGAAGAAGACAAUCACAAAAAUCACUGGCUCAUGAACCUUGUGAAGGAGAAGACAGAUGCUUAAUUGCUGUUAAAUUACCAGAGGGGGAAAGAUUACAGAGGUACUUUCGUCCAAGUGAUUCUAUCGCUGAUAUUGUCUCAUAUGCUGAGCAUACAACAAGGCGUGUUUUUUCUGACUGUAACGUCUUCACAAGUGAUGUCCCCAAAAGAAUGGUCAGCAAUUUAUCUUCAACAAUAAGUAAAGUUGGUUUGGGACACAGGACGUUGCUAUACCUGGAAGAAAAAGAUGAGUGAAAAAUACAGCCAGCUUAUUUCUCUAUUUUUCAUGCUAAAAAUAAUAUGACUGACCACCUAAAAGUUUUAUAAUGCCUUGGAAAUGCUCGCUUUUAAUGGCCAUAAGUUUCACAAUUACAAAAUGCAUUGCGUUUGGUGUUGUGGUACCUAAUUAGAAGCAUUUUAAGUCCCUCUACUGUACAGCUAUGAAGACAGAAACAUAAAAAAAAUUUAUCCUAAAAGGUAUGUGCUUUUGUUUGGAGUCCUUGAUCAGUUCCUUAAACAUUUCAUCAUUUCCAGAUUUACUGUAAAAUGAAAGUUGAGGUUUCUCCAGUGAAAUUCCAUGUCAGACUUCUUGGUAUUCAGUAACGUUUCCUUUUAAUUCAUUGAGAAUAUAUGCACAUUGUCACAAAAGUGUAACUCCUUUAUUAUCAGUACCCCUUCCAGUUUCGAAAUCCUGCAUAUAACUAGGGUGACAAAAGAACUUUUAUGACUUGACACGAAUUAAAUUAAAGUCAGUGCAUCAUCACUGGACAAAAGUCACCAAAACAAAAAUGGUGCUUUCUUCAUUCAAUUGAAAUUAAUUUGAUGAAUUUGCUUGCUUUGCUAUUUCCUGUGCCUUUCUCAGUUUAAAUUCUUCUCUUGCCAAAUAAAAUCUCGGAGAAGUGCAGAGGAUGUGGACUUUAAGUUUUCACGAUUAAAAUGAAACCAAAUUGUGUUGGAAAAUAAAU
This is a messenger RNA of Acanthaster planci (crown-of-thorns starfish), 1691 nucleotides long. RefSeq lists its product as uncharacterized. Gene Ontology annotation, molecular function: protein binding. NCBI's taxonomy places the organism in Eukaryota, Metazoa, Echinodermata, Asteroidea, Valvatida, Acanthasteridae. The record is from RefSeq and is a predicted model, not a curated record.